Molecule: messenger RNA, 3770 nt
Organism: Hermetia illucens (black soldier fly)
Lineage: Eukaryota; Metazoa; Arthropoda; Insecta; Diptera; Stratiomyidae
Exons: 4
Coding region: 1174-2724 (516 amino acids)
Source: RefSeq, a predicted model, not a curated record
GUGGGUACUUGGGGGAGAGAACGGAGCUGACACAUUACAGAGUCGUGCCUGGUGCCGUGGGCAGGUUGUGUUUGGUUGCGCUGUAUUCCGUGGGUUAUCUGGCAGGGGGAAAUCGAAUAGGAAUCGUUCUGCUAAGGACACGCUGUGAACUACUCAAUGAAUUUGUGGAAUAAUACAUUUGGGUUGUUACUGUAGCGAUUCGGGAGCUAUAAAACGGAAUUUCACUGUGCGCGGAUCAUCAAAUAGUCGGCGGACUAUUAUGUCGAGUGCCCAAGCUGCUCUCUUCGAUUGUACUUGGGAGAUUUCGAUGACUUGGACUGUAAACAUUAAGUUCGAGCCCAGAAUACGAAAAAAUCAAAGCGAAACUAGUUGCCAUCAAGGUCGUUCCGCGUGCAAGUCUUCACUCCUUAGCUCGUCUAACAAUAAUUAACACAUUUAUUGCUCAUGAGAUCACAUUAGCAUGCACAAAAGACGCUCAUUAGAAUCCAACUACUAAUUGCGGGAAUUCACAUGAAGUUUAUUCAACGGGGUGCAUCCGCCUUUAUCUCACGCCAUCAGAUCUAAGGAAAUUUUAUUGUGUGCAUGCGAACAAACCACGUAAAAUGAAGCCAAGCCGUGCUAAGAAUGGCUACAGUUCUCGCUGCAAUUCACCCAACCAAAAUAAUUCACUUAAUCAAGCUUCGAAAAUGCAGCAGGUAAUGAACGUUGCGAAGUGAUUCACAUCGCAAAUACCAUUUUGAUCUUGAAAGGCUUGGGGUUGUCUGCAAGUUAUUACCGCAAUUAAAUGAAUGUUUGCAGUCGCAUUAUCUGCUUUGUACGUCAUAUUAUCGCUGAGAUUUUUCCAAGCCUAUACAGACACAGUGUGAAGCCGUGUUUUCGUAGCAAUUCAACGUGUUAAAGUAAAAAAAUGCACUAUCAUCACUUUGUUUGUUCGAGAUAACAACAGUGUUAUCGUUACGAUUUGUACAGAUUGUAAUCGCGGAUGUUCUACUAAAACAAGUAUGUAUACUCCCGCGAUGAUUUGAUUAUUUCUAUGAAGUAAACUAAAGUCGAGGAAAUAGAAAUUCCCCACUAAGAACGAUUUGCGGGAGUAAUUCAGUUGGAUUUAAUUAGAAUCUCAAGAUCAGUGUGAAGUGGUUUACUCUCCAGGAUCCAGAAGCUGUUCUAUGAAACAUGUUUGCAGAAAAAUCAAGCCGCCAAAAGAUGCACGGUGUCAAGCGUGUUAUCAUCUUCUGUCUCCUAAUCGUUGUACUCCCAGCUACUCUAAUAAUCGUCCCCCUAUACCUGCGCCACAGCGUUUUUGCCGAUGUUGUUUUUCCCGUCACAGAAUCCGAUAUCAUUGAAGUACGUGAUGGCAUCUCUAACAUUUUCUGUCAACAACAUUCGCUUCGCAUGAAUUCCAGCUUCAACGCGUUUCAACUCAAAACUCGUCCAGAAGUAUCGACAAAUCAUAAACAUAUCCGAUUGAAAAAGUCAAUGACACUCCCCGAUGAUACCUUAGAGUAUUGGGGUUUCUACCUGUUGAAAGGGGCACGUGUCGAGCUGAAGGUGUGUUCACGAUAUGACGGUUCUAGGAUUUUGGUUGUGAAAGGAGAUAGGAAUUUAAGGACAUGUGGUUUAUUGGAGCAUAAUCAAAAUAAAGUCGGAACACAUUUCGCUCAAGGACAUGAAAAAGUUGUUGUUACAUUUGAAACAGCCGCAGAGCUGGUUGUGUCUGAUGAAGGACUGAGCUAUGGUUAUAAAGAGCGCCAGACACAAAAAGCGGGGCACACAACUUUAGAUGAAGAGGACGAAAAUCAUGGUGGUGAGAUUCUAGAUGAAGUCAAGAGACCAGCGAAAGUUGCAGGAGAUAUUCCAACGACCUUGGCUUCUGUUGUAAAUGAUGAGGGGACUCUACCAACCACAUCUGAGAAAGCGAUUGUCAAUGCUAGUGAUAAGACUGAAAAAUUGUUGAUGUAUAAUAAUUUAGAUAAGCAAAACGAGACUGAUACACAUAAUGAUGAGAUGCGAACGAAACCCCAGCAUGAAUCAACUGCAACCGAGGAUACAACUGGAACACGACACUAUCGACAUCCGCAUACGAGGAAGAAGUCAAAGCGGCACACAUCGAAAGGAAUCUACGAGCGACAUGUUAAGCACAACCAAGAUCCAUUGCCUGUCCAUCGUAAGAGCCAUCGCAAACGCGAUGCAGUUUACAAUAGGAAAAUCAGUCAUGGUGGAAAUGCUUUAAACUUCACAGACCAGGAUUCUGGCUCAAUUUCCAGCUUCGAGAAUAGCCUUUUGACCUGCUAUGAUGGUCAGAUACUUCUCGCACAAGGUUUUCCCCCAAGUCAUCAAUGCAAUAGUGUCCGAUUUUUUGAAUCUGGGACGCAUAUGGUGUCGAGACAUGAUGUUGUCGAGGAUGGAUAUUAUUAUUAUAUAUUUUAUAGUGACAAUGAUCUGGUACGAAAUGAUAUUCAUGCCGUGUUUGAUAUUUACAAGCCGACAUUCGAAUACGCCAAUCUUACCGAUGCAAUUGUUUGUUUGAAUAGCACAAAUUGCACGUUUCCGAUUACUCUAUCCUCGGAGGAGGUGGUACUUGUUGAGGUUCCUACAAGAGAUGGUAUUGAACAUGAAGAGGAUGAUGUUACGUAUCUGAUAUCGACAUGUCAUCCACGAAUGGCAAUUUAUUUAAUAUUUCCAAUAUCUGUUUUAAUAUUAAUAUUAUCGUGUGCUUUUAUUUGAUGUGAGAAAUUAUGGUUUGUUAUUAUUUUUAAUAUCUUGCGGCGGCUUUAAAUUCACGUAGCACCAUAAAUUUACCCUGACUCAAAGCCAUCGUCACGGACAUUCAGUGAAUUUCUUAAUAUUUUCUGAACAAUUGAAAGGAAGUUGCUACUGAGAGCCGGAAAUAUCAAAAUGUUCUCAAUAUUAAUGAUGAAACAGUUAACAUUUUAAAGAGCAUGAAUAUAAUAGUUGCUAAGUGAUAAGAUAAAAGUCAAGAGAAAUAAGAUGAUAUAUAAGAAUUUUUUCUGUAAAUUCGACCUAGAUGUGCAACUAAUAAUCAAAUGUGUUAGUCAAUUGCCUCAAUAAACCGUUUGUUAAUGUGAUUUCAAACUGCACAUGUUCCAUUUUUGAUUUGUGAAAACUACAUUUGAUCAGAAAUAACAGUGGCCUAAGUUUCCUUCAUAUCCUGGGCGGUGCCUAAUUUUGAAAACAAAACAGGGGAUUUGUCCUAAACAUUCAAAUGGUAGAACAUGGAAGUCCAUUCAUCUAUAAAUUUGAUUGGUUUUCAUGUAAACUUUCCAUUUCUCUUUCAAGUCACUUUUAAAAAUAACAUCCUCUACAACGAGGAAAAGAUAUCAGAUAUAUCUCGUUACAUUAAAAUUCCACAAUCAAGCAAAAAAAUGGUUAAAAUUUGUUAAAACAAUCCAAGCAAUAGAUAGUUGGGUGCUUUAGCUAUUUUUUAGAGAGUUUUCUCAGCACUCAGCCAUUUCUUUAGCAAACAAUUGAAUUACUAAAGUUACCUGAAUACCUAGAUCAGAAGUACGAGGCUAUUUUUCAGAAGAAAGUAUACAUAUAUAAAAAUUUUGCUAAUAAAUACAAAGAAGGAGACCUAAAAAUGUAAAUUGUUGCGUUGUGAAUAAGUAGUGAUAAUUGAAUUUUAACAAGUUAAUUAUAAAGUAAGUUAGAAUAGUGAUUUUAUGAUACAAGUAGGUUUACGAAUUGGUCAGCUCAAUGAAUAAAUUAGUCAAUCAUUGAUUAUCUUGAAACUAAUAAAUGAAUUAAUUCAA